Molecule: messenger RNA, 327 nt
Organism: Dujonia railenensis
Lineage: Eukaryota; Fungi; Ascomycota; Pichiomycetes; Serinales; Debaryomycetaceae
Source: the annotation of a GenBank genome assembly
AUGUCUGUUGAAACUGCUUUAUCUUACGCCGCUUUAAUCUUAGCUGACGCUGAAGUUGAAAUCACCGCUGAAAAGUUAUUACAAUUAACUCAAAAGGCUAACGUUGAAGUUGAAGGUAUCUGGGCUGACAUCUUCGCCAAGGCUUUAGCUAACCAAAACUUAAAGGACUUGUUCUUCAACAUCUCCUCUGGUCCAGCUGCUGCCCCAGCUGCUGGUUCUUCUGCCGGUGCCGCCUCUGGUGCCGCUGCUGAAGAAGCUGAAGAAGAAAAGGCCGAAGAAGCCAAGGAAGAAUCCGAUGACGACAUGGGAUUCGGUUUAUUCGAUUAA